Nicotiana tabacum (common tobacco) is the source of this 5387-nucleotide messenger RNA. Lineage: Eukaryota; Viridiplantae; Streptophyta; Magnoliopsida; Solanales; Solanaceae. The record is from RefSeq and is a predicted model, not a curated record.
GACCAACGUGCGAAAAUGAGGGCUUGCUUUCUCUCUGUUUCUAUGUAGAACAACAAACAAUACACACAUAAAACGCAGACGCACACACGUAUAUAUAUCCGUCAGAUUUGCUCAGACAAUUGUUUCUUCUUCGAUCUGUAAGUUAAUUAAUUACUUCAUACAUGAAUUUUCUCUUGUUUUAUCACUCUAAUCCUUUGAAUUGAGUCGGCAAUUUCCACAAUUUCACAAUUUUCGGUGUUUUUUUGGGUUUGAUUUUGGUGAUUUUUGAGGUUGUUGAGAUUAAAUGAAAACCCUAGAUCUUUCCGGGUAGUGUUUUUUCGUAAAUAAUUGAAGUUUUGAGGUCGGAUCUGAUACUUGUUAGCUCGAUUUUGAAGUUGAAUUUAGAGAAUUUUGUAAGCCAAUUUUGUUAGGGUUAGGAUUUUUUAUUGAGUAAAAUUGAUGGCUUCGAAUCCUCCAUUUCUACUGGAGGAUCAGACGGAUGAGGAUUUCUUCGAUAAAUUGGUCAAUGAUGAUGACGAUGAUGUUGGUUUUAAUGUAACUACACCGGGCCCGGGCUUGGGCAUGAGCUCGAGCCCGGUGUACGUCCAUGGGAUUGACUCUGAUGAGGUUAAAGCAUUUUCUAAUCUCAGUAUCAGUGAUGAUACCAGUACUAGAGCUGAUAAUAUAAGGGAGAAGAGUAGUGGUUUUCAGGCAACUACAUCGUCAGCAGAACCAGGAUUGGGCUUGGACGCGAGCCAGGUCUACGUCGAUGGGAAUGGAUCUGAUGAGGUUAAAGCCUUUGCUAAUCUCAGUAUCAGUGAUGAUGGCAAUAGUGGAGUUGAUACUAUAAGCAGUGAUAAAGGUGUUAAUUGCAAUGCUAAAACAGCGUUAAUUGUUGAGGGGAAUGGAGAGAAGAAGAGUAGUGGUUCUUUAGUGUCAUUGGCUUCUGGGGGGUCGGAUGGUUUACUCGAGUCGAGCAAUGGUAAUAUGGAGACUGAGGUAACGGCUGAUAAGAUGGAGAAUCACACCGGUGGAUCAGGAAACUCGGGUGUGAAGGAGGUUGGAUGGAGUGCGUUUCAUGCUGAUCCAGUUACGAAUGGCGAUAAUUCUGGGUUUGGAUCAUACAUGGACUUUUUCAGUGAAUUGGGGGAUACUAAUGAUGGUGAUGUAAUUGGAAAUGUUGAGGAGAAUGUGAAUAAGAGGUCAACUGUUGUGCCAGCCGAUCAAGUUCAUGACACGAAACAAGUUCAUGAAACGUCGUAUUUGGAUAAUACUAGCAGUUCGUUAACACAGGGUCAAGAUGGUUACGGCUAUGAUGCUACCACAGGACAAGUUGCAGAUGGACAUGAUCUAAACAGUAGUCAAUACUGGGAAGAUCUUUAUCCGGGAUGGAAGUAUGAUGCAAACACCGGGCAGUGGUAUCAGGUUGAUAGUAUUGAUUCAGGUGCUAAUGCACAAGGGAGUACUGAUUCUAAUUUGGUUUCUGAUUGGGCAGUUUCUGAUGGAACACCGAAGGUCUCGUACCUACAGCAAGCUGCUCAGUCUGUUUCUGGUAAUGCGGCCGAGAGUGUUACGACUGAGAGUGUCACUAAUUGGAAUCAGGUUUCCCAGCUAAGCAAUGCUACUGAGAACGUGGAAAACUGGAAUCAGGCUUCACAGACGAUUGACAAUGGCGGGGUUGUGACUGACUGGAAUCAGGUGUCACUGGCUAGUGAUGCAGGUGGUUUCACGACUGACUGGAAUCAGGCCUCACAAAUCAACAAUGGGUAUCCAUCGCAUAUGGUUUUUGAUCCUCAGUACCCUGGUUGGUAUUACGAUACGAUUGCGCUUGAAUGGCGCUCUCUAGAGAGCUACACAUCGUCUGCUCAAUCGACUGUUCAAGGUGAGGGCCAGCUGGAUCAGACUGGUUUGGCUUCGCAGCAGACUUUCUCUCACAAUGAUGAUCAAAGGAAUUACGGGCACAAAGAGAAUAGUGGAUUCCAAGGGUUUAGCAGUGGAGGAGGAGAUUACAACUGGUCCGGCUCUUUUGGUAAUUACAAUCAGAAUAGCUCAAAUUUGUCGCAAAAUGAAAAUGUUGCAAAGAGUUACCAUGUAUCAGAGUAUAGGGGGAGCCAGCAAUUAGAGAAUCACUACAACCAAGAAUUUUCUACAAGCAGCGAUGUUAAUAGGCAAAUGUCUAAUCAUUAUGAGGGAACAGUUCCAUACAAUGCAAAAGCAAUUCAAAGUCAAGGUAACCAAGGCUUUUUCUCUGGUGGGGGUUUUGGUCAGCAACUUAGUCAGCCAACACUUCAGCAACAUGAGCAAAAGCAUGCCUCUAGUGAUUAUUACGGGAGUCAAACCACAGCCAAUUAUUCCCAGCAAGCAUUUCAGAGCAGCCAGCAGUUUUCUCAUGCUCUUGCUGCAGGAAGGUCAUCUGCUGGCCGUCCACCACAUGCUUUAGUCACUUUUGGUUUUGGUGGAAAACUGAUUGUGAUGAAAGAUAAUAGUUCCUUUGGAAACCAAUCUUUUGGAAGUCAGAAUCCUGUAGGAGGUUCAAUAUCUGUACUCAACUUGAUGGAUGUUGUCUCUGAGAGAGUUGACACUUCAAGCCUUGCGAUGGGGGCAUGUGAGUAUACCCGAACUCUGUGCCGGCAAUUAUUCCCUGGUCCACUAGUUGGUGGAAGUCCCAGUACCAAGGAGUUUAAUAAAUGGAUUGAUGAGAGGAUUGCAAACUCUGAAUCUCCUGACAUGGAUUACAGGAAAGGCGAAGUUUUGAGGUUGCUUCUGUCAUUGCUAAAAAUAGCAUGUCAGUAUUAUGGGAAACUUCGUUCUCCUUUUGGUACUGAGGCUGUGUUAAAGGAAAGCGAUGCUCCAGAAACAGCGGUAGCAAAAUUGUUUGCAUCUGUGAAGAGGAAUGGGAUGCAAUUCAAUCAAUAUGGCGCUGUUUCCCAGUGCUUGCAGCAAUUGCCUUCUGAAGGACAGAUGCGGGCUACUGCUGCUGAGGUUCAAAUUCUUCUAGUUUCUGGAAGAAAGAAAGAAGCAUUACAAGUUGCACAAGAGGGUCAGUUGUGGGGGCCAGCUCUUGUUCUCGCUGCACAACUUGGUGAACAGUUCUAUGGAGAAACGGUGAAGCAAAUGGCACUUCGACAGUUAGUAGCAGGGUCUCCUUUGCGGACACUAUGCCUAUUAAUUGCAGGUCAACCGGCUGAUGUCUUUACUGUAGAUUCUACAGUUCAAAGUGGCAUGCCUGCUGUAAAUGUGGCUCAGCAGCCUACACAGUUUGGUGCUAAUGUCAUGCUGGAUGACUGGGAAGAGAAUUUGGCUGUGAUCACUGCAAACAGAACGAAGGAUGACGAACUGGUGCUUAUUCAUCUUGGUGAUUGUUUGUGGAGAGAGAGGAGUGAUAUUGUUGCUGCACACAUUUGCUAUCUAGUGGCCGAAGCAAACUUUGAACCAUAUUUAGAUACAGCGAGAUUGUGUCUUGUGGGUGCGGAUCACUUGAAAUUUCCCCGAACUUAUGCUAGUCCUGAGGCUAUUCAGAGGACUGAGAUUUAUGAAUACUCGAAGGUGCUGGGGAAUUCUCAAUUUAUUCUCCUUCCUUUUCAACCAUAUAAACUUCUGUAUGCACACAUGUUAGCUGAAGUUGGGAGGAUAUCAGACGCAUUAAAGUACUGUCAAGCAUUGUCGAAAUCACUUAAAACUGGCCGAACCCCUGAGACGGAAACAUUGAGACAGUUAGUGUCAUCUCUUGAGGAAAGGAUUAAAACUCACCAACAGGGAGGGUUCUCCACAAAUUUGGCUCCUGGAAAAUUGGUUGGUAAAUUGCUUAACCUUUUUGAUAGCACGGCUCAUCGUGUUGUUGGGGGCUUACCACCACCAAUGCCAACAAGUGGCAGUUUACAAGGGAAUGAACAACAUCAUCAGUUUGCGGGGUCUAGAGUUUCAAGUAGUCAGUAAACCAUGGCAAUGUCAUCACUGAUGCCCUCAGCAUCUAUGGAGCCAAUAAGUGAAUGGGCAACAGAUAGCGGUAGAAUGUCAAUGCACAGUAGAAGUGUUUCAGAGCCUGACAUUGGAAGAACUCCAAGACAGGAUCACGUUGACUCGUCAAAGGAAGCAAGCUCAAGUAACACAGGAAGCAAUGCAUCAGGAGCUGGAGGGACAUCACGCUUUCGUCGCUUUAGCUUUGGCUCCCAGCUUCUCCAGAAAACUGUUGGAUUAGUCCUCAAACCCCGUCAAGGCCGUCAGGCAAAAUUGGGUGAAACGAAUAAAUUUUAUUAUGAUGAAAAACUUAAAAGAUGGGUAGAGGAAGGGGCUGAACUUCCUGCUGAGGAACCGGCCCUUGCACCUCCACCAACCACUGCAGUUUUCCAGAAUGGAGCACUAGAUUAUAACUUGAAGAGUGUAUUAAAAAGUGAGAGUUCUAUAUGCAACAAUGGAUUUCUGGAAAUGAAGAGUCCAACUUCUGCUGAUAAUGGUUCGGGAAUCCCACCUCUUCCACCUACCUCCAACCAAUUCUCGGCUCGUAGUCGUGUGGGUGUUCGGUCAAGGUAUGUUGACACAUUCAACAAGGGUGGUGGUAAUCCAACAAAUCUUUUCCAGUCACCUUCUGUUCCUUCCAUAAAGCCUGCUACUGCUGGCAAUGCCAAGUUUUUUGUUCCCACCCCAAUGUCUCCUGUUGAAGAGACGGGGAACAAUACUUCCAAUGAGCAAGAAACUUCAAGUAAUAGCGAGAAUGAUUCAGUCACUACUGUUAGUGGAUCCUUCCAGUUUCAUGCACCUACAUCGAGCGCGCCUAUGCAAAGAUUUGCAAGCAUGGACAACCUCUCAAAUAAAGGAACUGGCACCGGCUCUCUAUCAUCUUACUCCCGCCGAACUGCAUCAUGGAGUGGAAGCUUUCCUGAUGCUUACUCCCCUAAUAAAUCUGAAGUAAAACCACCGGGCAGUAGAUUGAGUAUGCCUCCGUCAUCAUUCAUGCCUAGUGAUACUAAUUCGAUGCACUCAAUGAAUGGUGGUAGUUUUGGUGAUGACCUUCAUGAAGUAGACCUGUGAUACAAUAAGAUGUAUAUACCAAGUUUUGCUCGUCUUCGUGGUAUCCUGCUCAAAAUCUCUUCACUUUUAUUGGUAAGCAGUGAAGCGUGAUGAUCAAGGAAGCCGGAAACCCUUUCCUCUCCCCUUUUUCUCAAUCCCUCAUUAUACCUUUUUCUCCUCUCUUUUUACUUUUUGUAAGAUCAGUUGUAUGUUGAAAGCAAUAUCUUAUUUAGCUGUUUACCUGUAGGUAUAGGUUUAUAUUUCUUGUUCUUUUUUCUUUUUGUCCUUCUAACACCUGUGGUUUCAGAGACUUGUUAUUACACAAGGAAAGUGGCCUGAGAUAACAUUGUACAGUUGAUUUGUUCAUUUAUUGAGGAAAGAAACUCUCAUUUGAUAAAUUU